AUGGCCAUUCAAAUGCCCUUCCCAUCUUCUAAUUUCAACCAAGAUUCUCCAAAGCAAGUCAUGUACUACGCUCUUGCUUUAGCCCUUGCGAUUCAUCUCAUCCGUCGUCUUAUACAGAUUUACCUUGAAUACCAGCGGGAUUCUGCUUUCGGAAAACGUCAUGGGUGCAACCCACCCCCAGAGUUGCCCAAGAAAUGGCCGCUUGGAAUUGAUCGGAUCAAAGAAUUGUGGGAUUCUAAUACCGAAGGCCGGCUGCUAGCCUUCUUAUGCGGGAUUGCGAAAGACUACGACCCGCGGAAUAACCUCACACAAUACCUAUUGUUUGGGCCACGUGCAUUCCAUGUUCUCCACCCGAAAAAUCUCGAAUCUGUUUUAUCUACCAACUUUCAAGUUUUCAUAGACUACGGUUUCGGUGCACGACGCAGUGUCUUCUCCCCGCUCCUGGGAAACGGGAUCUUCACUCAGGAAGGCCUGGCGUGGAAGCAUUCAAGAGACCUGUUACGGAAGCAAUUCAUUCGCAUUCAAUACCACAAUCUUGAUCUAUUCCGUGAACACGUGCACAAUCUCAUAGAACGUUUGCCGGUCCAGGGAGAUGUGGACUUGCAGCCUCUCUUCUUCAGCUUUACACUGGAUACGACAACCGCUCUUCUCUUUGGAAAAUCUGUCUAUAGCCUAAGAGAAAACAUUGACCAAGCCGUGGAAAACAAAGUCUUCUCGGAGAGUUUCAAUCUCGCUCAGGAAGGCUUGGCCAAGCGUUUUCGUCUUGCCCCAUGGCAUUUUCUCUAUAGUCCAAAGGAUUUCAGACAAGCUUGCUCAAAUGUCCAUCAGUUUGUGGAGCGUUAUAUCGAUGAUUUGAAUCUCUCAACUGGCCAAGAAACGGGAGAGAAAUCCUACGACUUCAUCAAUCAGCUUGCGAAAGAAUCCUCUAGCAAGAGAGAUCUUCGAGAUCAGCUUUUGAACGUCUUACUGGCUGGUAGGGAUACGACGGCGUGUUGUUUAUCAUGGACAAUGCAAGCCACAAAAACAACCAUGCUUCCAACUGGCGGCGGCCCAGAUGGUGACAGCCCUAUCCUGGUUCGAAAGGGGGAGUUAGUCGUGUUCUCGCAGUAUGUCAAUUCACGAACUAAAAACAUCUACGGCCCGGAUGCAGACAGUUUUAGGCCCGAGAGAUGGGAAGGCCAAGAGCUUGCAGGCAUUGGCUGGGCUUACUUUCCCUUCAAUGGCGGGCCAAGACAAUGCUUGGGUGAAGACUUCGCCAUGAUGGAGGUAUCCUAUACGAUUGUGAGACUGUUGAAAAGUUCAAUCAUCACAUUACCCGCCAUGGAAAAGAACGAGCCUAUUGGGAGUGAAAGGCAACUAUUAACCCUCGUCCUCUCGAGCGCCGAUGGAUGUCGGGUGACUGUGAAACGCCUUCAUCAGGGCCUGGGCGUCCGGUGGCACUGCAGAUUUGGUAGCUGCAGGCAGUACCGUGGGGACUCAUUGAAGACAUGGACCUCACAGCCGCAAGGAACCUGUUGGCUCAACCAUCCUGAAUUUCUACCAAAAUAUGUGAAACGCGCAAGAGUCCUUGUAUGGGGAUAUAAUGCGAACAUUGCGUCAUUGAGCGGGAAAACGACAAGCUCUGAUCGAAUUCUGCAUCACGCCCAAACACUUGUGGCGCAGUUACAGGCUGAUAGAGAAACCUAUAAUCUUUAUCUGUCACUCACUGGGAGGAAUUGUGGUGAAGCGGAACCCUUGCAUCCUCAGGCAGCAUUGGCAUAUUCAGCAAGUCGAACCGGGGCGAAGAUAGAGCAUAUCCACGGCAUUUAUACAUGCACAUUUGCAAUACUAUUCUUUGGAACCCCUCAUAAUGGUUCCAGUAAAGCAAGACUUCUUGGAAGUCUUCAUAAGCUUGCUUCCAUCUCUUUGCCAAGGAAAAUUGUGGACCUGGAUUCGGCUCUAUUGAGUGCGCUUGAAGAGGAGUCAGAAACCCUUCAAAACAUCACAGAUCAAUUUGCACCAUUAAUAUCCAAUUUUCGCAUAUUCUUUUUCUGGGAGCAGGAAAAGACGGAUCUGAAAUAUACCAAGGACUAUAUCGUGGACGAGACCAGUGCAGCACCCAUUAUAGACAAUACGGAAAGAUCUGGAAUUCCUUCCAACCACAGUGGUAUGUGUAAGUUCGACAACAGCACUUCGCAAGGUUUCCGAAUUGCAAUUUCAGCCCUUCGUCGGUACAGUCGGGAUGCCCCUCAGGUGAUAGAAGGCAGAUGGAUAAAGAUGGUUGAGACGAUGCGUGAAAACAGGCGACAUGAAGCGGCGGAGGUUUUGAAAGCCACGUCAAUCGCGCAAGACUUCCACAGUCUAUCAACGUUGAAGUAG
Molecule: messenger RNA, 2358 nt
Organism: Talaromyces atroroseus
Lineage: Eukaryota; Fungi; Ascomycota; Eurotiomycetes; Eurotiales; Trichocomaceae
Exons: 9
Coding region: 1-2358 (785 amino acids)
Molecular function (GO): oxidoreductase activity, acting on paired donors, with incorporation or reduction of molecular oxygen, reduced flavin or flavoprotein as one donor, and incorporation of one atom of oxygen; heme binding; iron ion binding
Source: RefSeq, a predicted model, not a curated record